AUGCAGGCUCUUGUAGUGGGAUUAUUCUACCGAUUGUAUAAGCUAUCCUACUUCACUACCCGGAGCUUCUCUUCCAGCAAGAUAAUCCAAAAGAGUACUGCAAAGGGGCACUCUGCAGCGUUUACAAAAGAAUUCUUUCAAGCUAUUGGCCUUAGUCCUAUCUUUGGGGCUGCUAAUCCACUUGACUUGAACCCAAUUGAGACACUUUGGGAUGAAUUGAAGCAUUAUAUUCAAAAUAACUACUCCAAGAUGCAUAACUCUUAUCCUGGGCUUAGAAGAGUUGUUCAAGAAGCCUGGGAAUCAAUAAUAUAUGCGAGAAUUCAAGAUUUGAUUCAAGAAAUGGGUGAUCGAUGUAUUGCAGUGAUUUUAGCAGAUGGAGGCCGUACAAAAGACUAG
Molecule: messenger RNA, 396 nt
Organism: Mollisia scopiformis
Lineage: Eukaryota; Fungi; Ascomycota; Leotiomycetes; Helotiales; Mollisiaceae
Exons: 1
Coding region: 1-396 (131 amino acids)
Molecular function (GO): nucleic acid binding
Source: RefSeq, a predicted model, not a curated record